This is a messenger RNA of Bursaphelenchus okinawaensis, 737 nucleotides long. NCBI's taxonomy places the organism in Eukaryota, Metazoa, Nematoda, Chromadorea, Rhabditida, Aphelenchoididae. The record is from the annotation of a GenBank genome assembly.
AUGAAGUUUUUAUCAGUUUUAUUCGUAUUCGUAUUGGCAAAUGUUGCUUCUGCCGGAUUCUGUGCUACUGACGGUGGUUGUCAGCAAGAUUGUAACAGAGAUGGCUACUUGAGAGGAGAGUGCAGGUUUCCGGAAUGUGUUUGCAGCGAGAAAUGGGUCAAGGGAUUGUUGCCUGGUAGGGUUUUCACAGGUGAUAAAAAAGGAGUUUUAGUUGUGUUUUAGAAGUCUUGAGAUUUAUAAAUCACAUAGACAUGAAAGUAAACAUUAUGACAUUUUAGCUACAUUAUUUAAGGCUUCCUUGUCAAUAUUAUCACUUUUGAGACUCUAUUUACGUAUUAAAGUACUAUUAGGUUGUUCAAAUAGUUCUGUGCCCUCUAACCCCAAAUUUUGACUUGAAAGUGGCUCAGAAUUAUUUGAAAACUCGGGACUUUUCAAAUUUAUCAUCAACUUUUGCAAGCUAUACAUGACCAGUCUAUACACCAGAAUACUGCACUAUACCUAAAAAUGCUAAAUUUUGUGAAUGGAAGUGAUAAAUAUUGUGAUCGAUUUUAGAAAGAACUUUAUCAGCUUGUGUCCCAAUUGGCAAUUCAUGUGAAGCUGAUUGCAAAGAUGUAGGAUAUCAGAAGGGGAAAUGUCAAGGAUUCAGAUGUCGUUGUAGCCAACCUGAUGUUCUCAGUGCCUUCGCGAAGCUGGCUACUGGUUUCUUGAAUAAUGGAAUGGCACAGGGAAGAAAUUAG